AUGGCUAUGUUGAACACCUCCUUACUUAUCCACCACACACAUGGUGCAAGGCCUUUUUUGGCAUACCAUUCGAAAUGUGAUGCAGUGGAUAAUAAUAUGUGCGAGUCCUUUAAUGGAGAUCUAUUGGAAGCUAGGAAAAUGCAUAUACUGUCAUUGUUGGAGUGGGUUAGGAAAGAUGCCAUGAAUAGGAUUUAUAGAAAAAGAAUGGAGUGUGUGAAAUGGUUCACACAUGUCAGUCCUAGUAGUAUUACAUUGUUAGAAAAGAAUCUGAAUAGGGCAUGCAAGUGCCAUGUAGAGUACAAUGGGGAAGAUGCUUAUGAGGUAUCAGAGGGUGAGAAUAGGCAUACAGUUCAUAUGAGUUCUAGGAGCUGUACUUGUAGGGCAUGGAAUUUGACUGGAAUUCCAUGUCCAUAUGCCAUAUGUGCCUUGAAUCAUAAGGACAAAGAUUUGUUAACAGGCAUUCACCCCUGCUACUCCAAGGAAACAUAUUUGGCUAGCUAUAGUUUUGUGAUGCAGCCACUAAAAGGUAAACAAAUGUGGCCAAGAACUGGAAGAGAACCUCUUAUUCCACCUCAAGUGUUGAAAUCUGCUGGAAGACCAAAGAUAGCUAGGAGAAGAGACAGAGAAGAACCCAAGCCUUCAGGCAAGCUGUCAAAGGCAGGCUUUGUUAUGUCAUGCAGCUACUGCCAUAGCAAAGGUCAUAAUGUCAGGGGCUGUAGUAAGAAGAAGAAAGGCAUACAUGUUCCUCCCAUGGAGAAGGGUAAGACUAUGGUGGUGGAUGAUGAAGAGCAAGAACCAACAUCAGUGAACCAGGUUCCAAUACAUACUGGAUCUGGGAUUCAUAUUGGCACUCACGUACCACAACAAGAGAGGCAAGCACCACCUAUGGCCAAUAAGAACAUAGGAAAAGGAAAAGGAAAGAAACACCCGACAAAUAAUGUUGGAGCAGGACUAUGUCGUGAUAACGUUAUUAGAGAAGUUUCAUUUAAUUCUGGUGAGCUUGGGGACAGGAUGGCUACAUCACACAAUCCAAUACCAGAAGAAGUGCAAAGAAAAAUACAACAUAAAGCAAGCACUGCGCAGUUUGAGGGGAGGCCAUUUUAUGGUAGAUUUAGAGCUACUGGACCUCAGUGGAAUGGAAAUGAAAGCGUCUCAACCAAUCAAUUAGAAACUGAGGUUCAGAGGAGGAUUAGCCAGAUGCAACAAAGAAGGCAGAACACUGAGUCAGCUCCUAAUCCAGACUUUACUACCUUCUCUAGACAACUAGCCCCUACAUUCUGUAGUGUGGGUCCACAAGCUUUCACAAGAACAGUAUCUGGGCAAUCACUAUCCCAAACUGAUUCCAACUCAGUCAAUGCACCAAAUCCUUUCAAUAAUUUGCAGCAAUCAACUUCUGUGGGAUCUCAACUAUCACAAGAUAGCCAGUCAACGAUGGAAGGUGGUCAGUCAGAAGUGCAUAGAAUGCAAAGGAGGAUGACCAACAUGGGACCUCAACAGCCACCCCAGAAGCAAAAGCCAAAGAAGAGGGUGAAUACACCUUUCAAGCAGCCAACUCCUAAACCAAAUUGGAAACCAUAAUCAUAGGGAUGUUUUUGUUUUAAUAUGGUGUGUUUUUUGCAAAUGUUGUAUGCACAUUCUGCCCCGUAUAUGCACAAUGUGGUGUGAAUGGAGGACAUAUUUUGUUACCUCAUGGGUAGGUUAUUUUGCGAAUGUAAUAGUAUUGUGUUUUUGUGUGCACAUAUAA
Messenger RNA from Mercurialis annua (annual mercury), 1744 nucleotides. RefSeq lists its product as uncharacterized. Gene Ontology annotation, molecular function: zinc ion binding. The transcript is spliced from 3 exons. NCBI's taxonomy places the organism in Eukaryota, Viridiplantae, Streptophyta, Magnoliopsida, Malpighiales, Euphorbiaceae. The record is from RefSeq and is a predicted model, not a curated record. The coding region runs from base 1 to 1578 and encodes 525 amino acids.